AGGCGGCUGCCUCCUUGUCCCAACGCGUUCUUGCGCGUUUUCCCUUCUCUUUCUUUCUGCUUUCCACGAAAUUUUAAAUAAAAUAAAUCUCCAUCGCGUAAGAAAGUUACAGUUAUACCCUUUUCAUUUCACCGUUUGGUUGGUAUCUGAAGAGGAAAUAAAUGGCGGGAGCUGGAGCUGCUGCUGCUACUACCGAUUCGUCAGCGAUGGAGAACGCUCCACACAACAGCAACACGCCGGAAUUUCCUUCUAUUCCUACGCACGGAGGUCGCUUUGUUCAGUACAGCAUCUUUGGGAAUAUCUUCGAGAUCACCGCCAAGUACCGUCCUCCGAUCAUGCCCAUCGGACGCGGCGCCUACGGCAUCGUCUGUUCGGUGUUGAAUUCAGAGACAAAUGAGAUGGUUGCAAUAAAAAAGAUAGCCAAUGCAUUUGAUAAUCACAUGGAUGCUAAACGGACGCUUAGAGAAAUAAAACUCCUUCGGCAUUUGGAUCAUGAGAAUGUGAUCGCGAUAAGAGAUGUAAUCCCACCCCCAAACCCACAAGCAUUCAGUGAUGUAUAUGUUGCAACUGAGCUUAUGGAUACAGAUCUUCAUCACAUAAUCCGUUCCAAUCAAGAUUUAUCUGAGGAGCACUGCCAGUAUUUUCUGUAUCAGCUCCUUCGAGGGUUGAAGUAUAUUCACUCUGCAAAUGUCAUUCAUCGAGACCUGAAGCCCAGCAACCUUUUGGUGAAUGCAAACUGUGAUCUGAAGAUCUGUGAUUUUGGUCUCGCUCGCCCAACAUCAGAAAGUGAAUUUAUGACAGAAUAUGUUGUGACAAGAUGGUACAGGGCCCCGGAAUUGUUGCUGAGCUCUAGUGAUUAUACUGCUGCCAUUGAUGUGUGGUCUGUGGGUUGCAUUUUCAUGGAGCUUGUGAACAAGCAACCAUUGUUUGCCGGAAGAGAUCAUGUGCAUCAGAUGCGUUUACUGACAGAGCUUAUUGGCACACCUAGUGAGACUGAGCUUGGAUUUAUUCGAAAUGAAGAAGCAAGAAGGUAUAUCCGGUCAAUUCCACAUCAUCCUCCUCAGCCAUUUGCAAGGGUUUUUCCUCACCUGCAUCCACUUGCCAUUGAUCUUGUGGAAAGAAUGUUGACAUUUGAUCCCACUAGAAGAAUUACAGUUGAAGAAGCACUUGCUCAUCCUUACCUCGCAAGACUGCAUGACUUAGCUGACGAACCCAUUUGCAUGGAACCCUUCUCAUUUGAUUUUGAGCAACAUCCCCUAAGUGAAGACCAGAUGAAAGAAUUAAUAUACAUGGAGGCCCUAUCAUUUAAUCCAGAGUUCAAGAGAUGAAUGCUACACCAUUCAUUUUAUCUUUCUGUAUUUAUACUUAGAACAAAACUAUCCCUUUUGUACUUUAAACUUUGCAUUUGUGUGUGGAUAUGUCAUCCUUAUUGAAUUCCUUAAUUUAAAAAUUUGAAAUGCAACACUAACAUGUGUGUUAUCUUUA
Molecule: messenger RNA, 1485 nt
Organism: Magnolia sinica
Lineage: Eukaryota; Viridiplantae; Streptophyta; Magnoliopsida; Magnoliales; Magnoliaceae
Product: mitogen-activated protein kinase 3-like
Exons: 6
Coding region: 162-1328 (388 amino acids)
Biological process (GO): intracellular signal transduction; protein phosphorylation
Cellular component (GO): cytoplasm; nucleus
Molecular function (GO): MAP kinase activity; ATP binding
Source: RefSeq, a predicted model, not a curated record